Messenger RNA from Brassica rapa (field mustard), 8333 nucleotides. RefSeq names its product dehydration-responsive element-binding protein 2E. Gene Ontology annotation, molecular function: DNA-binding transcription factor activity; transcription cis-regulatory region binding. Lineage: Eukaryota; Viridiplantae; Streptophyta; Magnoliopsida; Brassicales; Brassicaceae. Gene Ontology annotation, biological process: positive regulation of DNA-templated transcription; response to stress. The record is from RefSeq and is a predicted model, not a curated record. Gene Ontology annotation, cellular component: nucleus.
UCGGGUUCGGGUGCCACUUCGGAUAUCGGGUAAAGUGCCCACCCCUAGUUUGAAGUGUGAAUGGCUACCAAAAAGAUUUAUACUAUUAGGUGACAAUCCACCUUAGUUGAUAUUUAGGUUUUGGCUUAGGGUACAAGCCACCAAUUUGACAUCUUCCACCACACAAAAGUUAAUAAAUUAUGAAACUCAAAAGUCUUUUUUUUUUGUCAAAACAAGUCUUAAUCGCAAAGAAAUCAAAUAACAUAUAAUAUCCCAAGUUAAUUUUUUUUUUACUAGAAAAUAACGAGCUCGGGAAGAAAGUUUCCUCCAAAAGCAAACACGUCUAUCAGUUAAAAAUGGAAGAUGACAAAAUGGUAGCUUGCACAGUAAGCCAAAACCCUAAGAAGGAAGUUAUCAAUUGUGAAUUGUUCCCCAAAAUUUUAUAAUAUAUAGUUUUUUCCAGAAAGAACACGAACAAUUCAAAGUCUUAAUCGUAAAGAAAUCAAAUCUAUAUAAACUGGUAAAGGAAUAUAAAAAGCAAACAAAUAAAAUAAAAUAAAAACCUUAUAAAGAGCACACAGAAAUCUCACGUGUCCCGCAGCUGUACAUUUGCUACCAGCGCCACGCGUGUUUCCAGACGAUAUCUGAGACAAAGAGCUGUUCACACCUUAAUCUAUCAGACAGAAAUUUCUAGUUUACUGUUCUUGUUUUUAUAUAGGUGCCUCCCGUUUUAGCUUUUCCGCAUAUUUGUUUUGCUGUUUCUGUGUCUAAACGAUGGAGAAAGAAGACAACGGUCCAAACCAGAGCUCCUCUGCUUCUAUAGAACCCUCCAGAAGAAGAAGAAGAGCCGCUGAGCCAGUUGAUACGACGUUAAGUAGAUGGGUGAAGGAAGAAGAGGAGGAGGAAGGGUUGAAGAGAACCCGUAGGGUUCAAGCCAAAGGUUCGAGGAAAGGUUGCAUGAGAGGUAAAGGCGGACCGGAGAACCCGGUUUGCCGGUUUAGAGGCGUUCGACAAAGGGUUUGGGGGAAAUGGGUGGCUGAGAUACGCGAGCCUGUGAACCAACGUGGCGGAAACUCGAAGCGUCUUUGGCUUGGAACGUUCGAUACUGCAGCUGACGCCGCCUUGGCUUACGAUAGAGCUGCUAGUGCCAUGUAUGGACGCUAUGCCCGGUUAAAUUUCCCGGACGGUUUAGGAAACGGUCAGGAUGAUGAAAUGAAGAAAACUGAUGAGGCAGAGAGUUCUAGAAGCUAUUGGUUGGAAACUUGCAACGUAUCUGAAACAGGUAAUAGCGUGGUGGUGGACAAGAAAGAUGGGGAGGAUUAUUUAUAUGAAGACUGUAUUGAACUUGGUCAAGACAAGAUUGAGAAACUUGGUCGUAUGGCUGAUAACGAGAUAGUGAAAUCAGAGGAAGAUUACAUGUUUGAUGGAUUUGAAUUGGAUAACGGACUGUUGUACAAUGAAUCUGGUCAUUACCAUGGAGGUGGAUUUGAACCUUAUUUAGAGCACUUCAGGUUUUAGCUAGGGGUUUUACGUUGCAUCAUUAAACUGUCGUUUGAAAUAUUUUCAGCUUUCAAUUAAUAAUAUCUUUAUCUUGCUGGUAGACGUAACUAAUUGGUAAACCAUGUUAGAAUUCUGUGGAUCUAUUUGUGUGUAUAUUAAUCUGAUGUUGGUCAUAUUACUUGCACAUCUCAAUUUUUUUAGUAUGGAUUUGGAUCAAUAUUCGUAUAUUAGUUGACAUCUUAAUUUUGGACAUAUAUCUGAAAUCCUCAUAACUCAGGGAAACAUAAUCAUAAAAUUCUUAGAUAUGUGAACCGCUUCUAUUGUGCUUGUAGCUCAUGUAGUUUUUAACUUUUUAUUAACCAUCCCCGAGAGAAUGCAGUUCAGAUGAAUCAGAUCUAAUUUUAACCUGGAGUUUGAACUGAAAUGCUACAAACUCAAAAAUUGAAAUGAAAAAUACAGGGAAAAAAAAAGAUAUGAUAUAAGAGAGGUUCAUCGGUUCAAAAAUAUUUCAUUUCACUGGUUUAACUAGCACAUGAUCGAUGCAAAAGUUUGGUUUGCUCAAAUGUGUAGUGAUGUUUAUCUGUUGCACGGAAGCCAAUAUAUUUCAUUCAUUUAUUCAUACAUCUUUUAGCUGAUAUUAGUAGCCAACUAGCCAUAUAACAAACUUUAAUUAGCUCGUAUAAGUUGGGGGGGGGGGGGGGGACCAUAAAAGAUGCUCAUAUAUUUAUAAUCCAUUAACAAACUUAAAUUUGGAAGUAUACUAAUCUGCAAUAUCCCAAAGAAUGCAUUUUCACGGAAUACACUAUCUUCAAAGAAUGAGUGUUAUUUAGCAGAGUUGGAUUUAAUAGGCCUAAGAAUUAUAAAGUACACGAGUAAGCCAGAGAACUGAAACCAGCCUUUUACAUCGUAUAUUGGGCAAAUGUGCAGAGCGUUUCGUUAUAAUAAUUGAAUAUUAUAGUGUUGCGACGCCGUUCAGCAUCAGGCAGAGAGCAGCCUCACAUGACUUGCGGUCCCAGCAAAAUAUACAGAAGAAGACCUAUCCAACCUUUGACAUUAUUUACUUCUCGAAUACCUGAUUAUGCACGACUGCACGUUAGUAUACAGAAACACUAAUGCGAUAUGGCAAAGAUCAUAUUACAUAAUGUUUUGUUUUUGAAAGCAUAUACAUAAUGUUUCAAAAAAAUAUCAUAUUACAUAACAACAGUAUAAUCACUAGACCACGUUGAGAACAAAUAAUCACAUUAUAUGCCAUGGAAAAUGAUUCUCCUUUUUGUUAGUUUCAAAUAUAUCGUCUACCUCCACGAAAUAGUGAUAGUAUUUUCGUAAGUCAGCCUUCUAAAGUUAUCAGUGUUACAUUCAAAAUAGUAUAAAACGAGCUUAUACUAAGUGGUACUUUUAGUGGGCACUAGUAGUUAUCUAUAUAUAAGGUCCAUUUUUUGUUUGUUAAACUGUAAGGUCCAUUAGGAUACACUUUCCCUAGUAUGUACAAUAUACUCAUAGAGAGCAACUCUUUAACUCAGGACCACAAAUAUAUGACCACAAAAUAUAUAAAAGGUUCUGCUAAACUUAAAUUGGAAGAGAAGCAAACACAUAAUGCAAAUUAGAAACUAAAAUUUACAGAUUACCAGUGUUCUCUUUUUUUUCUUAAAUAUUAUCUAAUUUUAAUUCAAUAAAGAUACAUAUAUAGUAAGGAAAGGAGUGUAAGCGUGGAUGAAGAACCAUCAAGGUCCAAGAAGAUAAUAUACGCUUAAAUAUAAUGAAAAGACUGAAAAUGAAACCUAUGAGAAAAAAACGUUACUGUAUAUAAAUAUAUAUAUGCAUGUUGGCCCACGUGGUUCAUGCAACAGAGCAUAUCUGUUCCCCACCUAGCCUGGCCCCAGCCAGAGGCACUACAAAGUAAGUAAUUCCUAACAAAUCUAAAAGCGAAGGAGAAAAUAAUUUGCUAAUGAUAUUGCAACUUUGGCGAGUAAAUGUACGAAUACAUCUACGUCACUGACUGGGGUUUCGCACUUUCUCAAAAUAACUGGUUCUGAAAGUUUUGCCCGGCAUUAAUCAAUCAUGCUUUACCAAAACGCCAAUAACAACACUAAUUGUAAUUAACAAGAUACAGAUAGAUACCUGUCGGUGGCUGACUUCACCGGAGAAAGAGACUAAUUUUCUUUGAUCAAAGAGAAAAAGGAAGAAAGCAAGAAAAAGGUGGUGAUAUUAAAAGUGCUAAAGUGAAACUCUAAACAAAAUUGAUAUUGAUUUUUGAAGUUGUUGAUAUAUCUGUGAAAGCCUUUUUCACUGCAGUAAGGAGAGCCAAUGAAACUCAGGAUGGACAGCGCCAAAAAUAUCGAUGUGAAUGAGAUUAUGAUGGCGCUAUCCCUCCUGAGCUUUACAGAUUCUUCUCUACUUUCUUUUUUCUUGUUACUAAAAAUGAAAAAUGAUAAAGAGACUUGAGAGGAAAGUGAAGGUAAGAGGAUGGGAGUGGAGAAGGAGAAGAGGUUGUGUUAUUUAUAGAUAGAUGAUGCGAGUUUAAGGAAUUCAAAGGAACACACGUCAUCUUCUCUUCGUUGAGCAUGAAAUAAUUCAAUUGCAUAUUUUAACAGCAGUGUUUUGGAAGUAUUACUUUUUUCUGUAACAAUUUCUACAUCUAAAAUUAUUUAUUUAAAUUUUUAGCUUUUUUGGUGGGAAAAUUAUUGCUUUACUUAUACUAUAUAGUCCAGAUGUGAUUUAUUGGAUCCCAUAUAGUAGUUUGUUUGACUUUCAUUAUUAUCCUCAGGUCCUGAUUUACAGAAAUGAAGGAGGCUAAAUUCAAAUACAUUAUAAAUGCUUUUGUUGACGAAUCAAUUUUGGAUGCAUAUAUUCUAAUACACUAUGAUAUCGUAGUAUCCUGGACUUUAAGUAUAUGAUUAGAUAUCAACAUUAGUAUGUAUAUAUAAUUAUAUAUUAGCAUUACAGUAGUUUAAUGAAAUUUUCAGGGACUCAAAGAUUUGUGUAUAUCAAUGGAAAAUUGAAGGUCUAAAAAACCUAGAAACCUAUUGAAAGUUAUAUGAACUUGCUGUUGCUUUUUAUUCUUCAUAACCAUAUUUCUCUAAAGGGCGGUGAAGCUAGUCAACCAUCUAUUGGGGGUCAAAAUUGUUUUAAGAUUCUAAGAAGCCAAUAUUUAGUGUAAAAACGUCUAAAGCUAUAUUGGUAAUUGUCCUUGUAUGCAUGUUUAAGGUCAUGAGUUCAAAUCAAUGUAUAUAAUUAUUACCAAAAAAAAUUAUAUAAUUUAUAUGUUUGAGAGCCUAAAAUAUUCAGGCACGGCCAGUCCUGUUUGUCUACCACAAAUCGUUGAUUCGAGAUUCAAUAUAUGUAACAAUUUAUACAUCUAUAAUAGAGAUGUAUUAAUAUUUAGUGUUAAUGAUUUUGUUAACAAUUCAUAUAAUUAAAUGAAUGUUAAUGAUUUUGUUUUGUUUUUUCAUUUUACAAAAUUUGAUUUUUUUCGACAUUAGACUCAGAAAUUCGUACAUAAUUAAUCUGAAUAUUUUAGGAUCAAGUGAGGGCGUCCCCUUUUUGGAGCAACCUCCAUGUGUUCUAAAUAGCAGGAGAACUCCCAAAUAUAAGAAGAAUAAAAUACAAAAAUACACACAAGAAUAAUCAAUAGAUAUAUCAUAUAUGUACAGAAAUCUUUUUUUUGGGGUGAAAGUACAGAAAUCUUUAAUUGGCUGAUUUUACAAAUAUUCAAUCAGACAUAAUUCAGUUUCAUUUGGCUAAGCUUUUCUUUAGGUCUUUAUCAUAGACAACAGCUCUCAAUCAAAUAGCCGCUUAUAUUAAUGCUAAAAAGAUUUUGGGAAGCACAUAAAUAAAUGAAGAAGAAAGAUAGCUGAUAAUUAGUUGGAGUGUUAUUUUGCUAUACAUGAAUUCUGUAGUCUCUACACAGUUGUGCACUUGUUCUCUUGUGGUGUCACGACAUUGAAUUUAUGAAUACAGCUAUGAGCUAUCUUAAUUAUGGAUAUAUAUAUUUAUUUUUUUUGAUCAAAAAAUAUACUUCCUCCGUUUUAUAUUAAGUGUAGUUGUAGAAAUUUUUUUUGUUAUAAAAUAAAUGUCGUUUUCGGCUUUCAAUGCAAACUUUAUUAAUUUUAUUCAGAAAUUUAUUUUUUAUUGGUUGAAAUUUGGUUAGAUAUAUAGGUAAUAUUGUUUUUAUAUAUGAAAUAUACAAAAUUAAUUGUUUCAUUAAUAUGUGUGUACAAACUCAAAAUUACAUUUAAAAUGAAAUAUAGAUGAAUAUAAUUUUUUUUCCUUGGUAUAUUUUUGUAUGUAUAGUAGCUUCAGUCAAACCGAGGUUGGUAAGAAUAUUAGUAUUUACAUUCACAAUUUUACAUCGCGUUUAGAACAUUAUGAAUAAGGGCUUGACUGGUUCAAACACAUCGAUUGCGGUUACGGUUGCAGGAGUUUGCGGAUGCGGAUGGUUGCGGUUUCUAGCGAUUUUGAGAUAUAUGUACGACUGGUUCUGCAGUUAAAAAUUGGUGUGUUUGCGAGAUGCUUAUGACUGGUUAACUACCCAAUGCAACAACGGUUAAAUAAUAAAUUACCAAUAUUUACAUUUUAUAUAAUUAUAAAAAUAUCAAAAAUCAUAAUAUUAUUAUAUAUAUAAAAAUUAUAUUUAGAAAGUUAUAGUUUUAAAUUUUUAAAAAUUAUAGAAAAUAUUUUUUAAAAUUUUUACAAUAUUAACUAAAAUAUAAUAGAUAUAUUUUAGUAUUUUUAUAAUUCCAAUUUAAAAUUUUUAUUAAAUAUUUUUAUUUUUUGGAAUUAUAUUGCUUAAAAAAAAUUAUCCUGCAGCAACCGUCCGCAACUGCAAACGCUAGCUGAAACUAUCUUUUGAUUUUAUGAGAUUUAGAGCAGUUUGAAGUAGUUUAGAACGGUUUGAAUGAUUGUUACAAAACACCAACAACCACUAACAACCGUAAAAAUUGCGUUUUACGGGUGUAGCGGGAAAACCAGUCAUACCCUAAAUCCUAUACACUUGAUUUGGGAUAUAAUGUUAUUAGAAUAUUUGGCGUUCAAGGGAUAAAUAGAUGUUAAAGGCUCGAGUGAAUCAAAUUGACAUCGUCAUGACAAUCUAAUUUUCUGAUGUUAUAAAAGAAGUAAAGAAGUGAUUGUUUGGAAAUCUGGUUGUUGGCUUUUAAACUAUAUAAUUUGUUACUGUAAAUUAAUGGUUGUACCAUAAUAGAAAGAAAGAGUCAACUUCACGUUUCUAUCAAUUUCAUAUUUUAUUUUAGGAUUACAUAUAAUUACUUUCAGAAAAAGAGACUAAACAAUCAAAAAAAAAAAUUGUAACAAACUUUUAUGACAUUUGGUUUAAAACCAUUACAAUUAUGUUUCUAACUAGCAACGAAUUAUCAAAAAUCCACCUUAAAUAUUUAAUCUUAAAAAACUAUAUCAAUAAUUUUGGAUAACAAUACCUAUGAAUUAUAAAAUCAUGAAAGUUUAACCGGUUAAGGUGCGGUUUUAAAUAGUUAACCAAAUGAUUAAUUAAGCUUGAGAAUAUCAUUUUUAACAGUUUUAUGCGUGUUAAAAUAAAAUAGAAAAAUAACAGAUAAGAAUAAAAAUAUAGGAAUGAUGAGGAAUAACGAAAGGAGAUUAUUCAUUAUCAAUUUAACGAAGAACAAAUUUGUUCUAUUUUACUUUACAAUUUAAAAAAAUGAAAAAAAAUUAUUCUGGUGAAAAAAUAGAAAUAUUAAAAACUAUAGUAUUUUUCUUGAUUCCUUUGAUUAUUUUGGUCACCGCUCACCAGUUACACCCUAUGUGAACUUAUUGUAUUAUUUAUAAUCAAGAACUUGAGACACCCAAAAAUUGAAAUAUCUUCUAUUUUGAUCAAGUGUUUGUUUCUAUGGAACUUUAAAAAUCUUUAAACGAAGCAAUUCAUAGAAUCAGGAUAGUGGGGGAAGCCUCCAUAUAAAAGGAAACAAUAAACAUUCAAAAGUAUAAUUGGCCGAAAAUUUGCAAAGACAUUCACUCUGACAAAUUUAACUUCAUCUGAUCAGCUUUUCGUUAAAAUGGUCAUCAUCCGCACAUUCUUCAAUCAAUGGGGGUCUUCAUCACUUUAUAUACGUCAGAAAGAAAAAACGAAGAACGAGUUUCUUCGAUAAAUCCAAAAAGGUCGAGAUAUAUGAUAGAGGAAAUAAUGGGAGGAAAUCGAAACAAUUAUUGGAGCGUCACUUCAGGGCGGCUUUAUGAUUCUUUCCUGCCAACUUUGCAGUUACUCCACCUUCUACUUCGUGACACAGAAUUUAAUAUACACAGCUUUUCAUGCACAUGUUGCUUUAGGGUAUGACGAUAACCAUAUUUCGAAAUUAUCAAUAACUUAACUGAUGAUAUAAUUAGCAACGGACCAACAUCAAAUAUAGCUGUUGAAUCAAUAAACUCUUUUUAAUCAAAAAGACUUAUGUAGCGGUAAUGUAGAAUGGGUUUAAUUUAUACAGACAAGAAGAGAAUAUCAAUGACUAACACAAUUUCGAAUAAUUUCAUAAGAUUUUAGACAUUGCUCCAAACAACAAGAACUUGAAGAAUUUUAUAUUUAUUCAUAUUAAAACCCCCAUUUUUACAACAAGUGUGACUCAACUCAAAAUGUUUUGAAAUCACAAAUCUUUGUGCUAAAUAAUGAGCAUUUUCUUGAAACCAAUUAAGGUUCUCGAGAGCAAAACCAUGAUGCCAUUACCUUUGUCGAAACUUCAACUUAGUUUUCAUAUGGAAUUGAUCUAAAGUUGAUGAUGAAUUAACAUCUUUCCCGAGGCUAAUUAAUCUAUACCAUUAAAUUGAAGGACAUAGUUAUGGUCAAUAAAAAAUGAUUCAGCAGUAAAGUACUAGUCAAAAGUACAAAAAAAAAA